Cordyceps militaris CM01 is the source of this 1212-nucleotide messenger RNA. RefSeq lists its product as uncharacterized. The coding region runs from base 1 to 1212 and encodes 403 amino acids. Lineage: Eukaryota; Fungi; Ascomycota; Sordariomycetes; Hypocreales; Cordycipitaceae. The record is from RefSeq and is a predicted model, not a curated record. The transcript has 2 exons.
AUGAAAGAUCUCAACUAUGCACGGUAUCUCCGAUCAGUGUACCCAGGAACCACAUGGGAAACCACGCGCCUCACCGGGGGUGUCGUCAACUCGACACACCGCGCGGCCAAGCUCUCUGGUAGCGCCGGCCCUGCAAGGCUCGUUCUCAAGCACGCCCGUCCAUAUGUUGAAAGCGUCGGCCCAGAGCUUCCAUUCUCUACCGAGCGACAGGCUGUCGAAGCAGCCAUCCUGAAACUCUGGGAAAACGGUGGCCUCUUAUUCAACUCCCGGCAGACAGUACCAGCAUGGAACACGCCGCAUCUCAUCCGCCACGAUUACGGCAAGGAGUCUACUCUGGAGAUUAGUGACUCUGACCAAGACGCGUCUGUCCUGCUGCUCUCCGACCUGGGGCGUCUCGUUAAUAUUGUCGAGUUUAUCAAAGCCGCGGCUAAAGACUCCAGCAUUGCAACUACUGAGCAAAUAUCCAAACUCGGACAUGACACCGGCUCCAUCAUGGCUCUCAUCCACAGCCCAGGAACGGUGCAGAGAAUACAAUCCGAGCCUCAGACAUACGAGAAGCUGUCCAAAUCCGUAUCCGAGAGCAUUGUCUGGCAAUUUGCUGUCCUCCCCAUUAAAGAACGCAUUCAAGAUUAUCCCAACGCGCAAAGGCUUUACGAUGCGACAGUCGAUGAAUACAACAAUCCCAGGUACAACUACCGGCCUGCGCUCAGCUUUGGCGAUUUCCAUCCCGGCUCGAUACUGCUGUCUGAUCCGGCUACGAGAGUAGACCUGACACCAGCGCUGGUGGACUGGGAAUUUGGUCGCGCCAACGGCCGUGGCGUCAAUGGCGACAUUGCGCAAUUCCUCUCCAGCAUGCGUUGCGAAAUGAUUGAAGCCAGAGAUAAUCCCGUACUGCACAAUCUAUUGCUGCUGUAUGUCACACGCUUUUGUUCCGCCUACCGAGACGCCGCCCAGCUUCGAGUCAAGAAAGAUGCCCAAGACAGCAACUUGCAACACCUUCGCUCCGCAUUCUCGCUGCACGGCCGCGAAGACAUCAACCUGGCUCAUGAUAUGUACCAAGCGAGUCCCAGGUGCAAGGAAAUGAUUGACACGGGCGUAUGGUAUCUCGAGAGAGCUGGCGACAGCGCAAAGCACUUUGUUUCGGAAGCCAAUUGGGAAGAACUAAAAAAGGAAAAGGACUGCCUACUCCAAUCAUUAUUUAUAAUUGAAUAA